Lactuca sativa (garden lettuce) is the source of this 6109-nucleotide messenger RNA. Its product is annotated as callose synthase 7. Gene Ontology annotation, cellular component: 1,3-beta-D-glucan synthase complex; plasma membrane. Gene Ontology annotation, molecular function: 1,3-beta-D-glucan synthase activity. Gene Ontology annotation, biological process: (1->3)-beta-D-glucan biosynthetic process. NCBI's taxonomy places the organism in Eukaryota, Viridiplantae, Streptophyta, Magnoliopsida, Asterales, Asteraceae. The record is from RefSeq and is a predicted model, not a curated record.
UGCACAUCUUCAGCAGCUUUCAGGGUAGAAAGAGAGAGAGUUUCAACAAGUUUCAGGUGGAUAUCAGGGGUGCUGACGGAGUUGGCGGCCGGAAUGGCGAGUACGAGUGGGACCAAAGAUGAGUUGGGUCCACCGAGGUCGUUGUCAAGGAGGACGACGAGGAUUUCCGCUAUGGAUGAACCUGAUGAUGCCGAUGUUAUUGUUGACAGUGAGCUUGUCCCUUCUUCCCUUGCUUCGAUUGCUCCUAUCCUUCGGGUUGCCAAUGAGAUCGAGAAGGAUAAUGACAGAGUUGCUUACUUGUGCCGAUUUCAUGCAUAUGAGAAGGCCUAUAGGAUGGAUCCUAAAUCAAGUGGACGUGGUGUUCGCCAAUUCAUGACCUACUUGCUACAUAGACUUGAGAAGGAAGAAGAAACGACAAAGCCUCGACUAGCAAAAUAUGAUCUUAGGGAGAUCCAAAAGUUCUACCUGAACUUCUAUGAGAAAAACAUCAGAGAAGGACAAUACACAAAGAAACCUGCGGAGAUGGCCAAGAUUUAUCAGACUGCAGUGGUUUUAUAUGAUGUACUAAGGACUGUGGUACCUUCUUCAAAAGUCGAGCCAGAGAUUCGACAAUAUGCAGGCAAUGUAGAGGAAAACAUAAACCUAUAUGAACACUAUAACAUCCUUCCUAUGUAUGCUAUCGGAAAUAAACCAGAAAUUAUGAGGAUUCCUGAGAUCCAAGCAGCUGUUCGAGCAAUUCGCAUUGUAGAUAACCUUCCAUCUAUUAGAAGGGUGGGUGACAGAGAAAAACCUAUUGCUGAUAUUCUCGAGUGGUUAUCAUCAAUUUUUGGUUUUCAGAAAGGAAACGUUGCAAAUCAAAGGGAACACUUGGUAUUGUUACUUGCAAAUAUUGAUACAAGGUCAAAGGGUGUUGAAGAUUAUGAUCAGUUGGAUAGCCAAACGGUAAAGCAUUUAUUGGAUAAAACUUUAAAGAACUAUGUCUCGUGGUGCCAUUAUUUGCACUGUACAUCAAUCAUUGAUUCACUUAAGUGUCCACCUAGUGGUGAUAGGCAACAAUUAUAUCUUCUCUACAUUGGACUCUAUCUACUCGUCUGGGGUGAAGCUUCAAACGUGCGGUUCAUGCCUGAAUGUCUUUGUUAUAUUUUUCAUAAUAUGGCAAAUGAAAUGCAUGGAAUUUUAUUUGGCAAUGUUCAACCUAUAAAUGGAGGGACAUAUCAAGUAGUAGCAGUUGAUGAGGAAGCAUUUCUGCGUGAGGUCAUCUCACCUAUUUAUGAUGUUCUUCGUAAGGAAGCCAUGAGAAAUAAAGGUGGCAAUGCAAGCCAUGCUUCAUGGAGAAACUAUGAUGAUCUAAAUGAAUAUUUUUGGUCUAACAAAUGCUUUAAGUUAGGCUGGCCAAUGAAUCGCAAAUCUGACUUUUUUAUUCACUCCGAUGAGUCAUCGCGCCAUCAUGUAGGGCCCAAUCAAGUAGUAUCCGGAAAGAAGAAGAGUAAAACAAAUUUUGUCGAAGUGCGUUCAUUUUUGCACCUUUACAGGAGUUUUGAUCGGAUGUGGAUUUUCCUCAUAUUGGUCUUGCAGGCUAUGAUAAUUGUUGCAUGGCAUGGAGAUGGAUCAAUCUUCGGAAUUUUAGAUGAAGCUCUCCUUAAAAACAUCUCCAGCAUAUUCAUCACUUAUGCCAUACUUAACUUUAUCCAAGUUAGUCUAGACAUAAUCCUUAGUUUCAACGCAUGGAGGAGCUUAAAACCUACACAAAUUCAUCGCUAUAUUUUCAAAUUUGUUGUAGCUGCUUUUUGGAUGGUAAUCUUGUCUGUUGGUUACUUAAGAUCAGUUCCAAAUCCAACAGGAUUUGUGAAGUUUCUCAGUACUUUGGGAGGAAAUUGGAGAGGGCAAUUGCUUUAUAACUAUCUUGUAGCAAUUUACUUGAUCCCCAACAUACUGGCUGCCUUUCUAUAUCUGCUUCCACCUAUAAGGAGACACAUGGAAAGUUCCAAUUGGCGUAUAGUCACUCUUAUAAUGUGGUGGGCACAGCCAAAACUCUAUGUUGGAAGAGGCAUGCAUGAGGGCAUCUUUUCUCUUUUCAAGUAUACUCUAUUUUGGAUAGUGCUGCUAAUAAGCAAGUUCGCAUUCAGCUACUAUGUGGAGAUACUGCCACUGGUCAAGCCCACAAAGUUAAUCAUGAAAAUGCAUGUUAGCAGCCACGAGUGGCAUGAGUUCUUUCCCAACAUGACCCACAAUAUUGGCGUCGUUAUUUGUAUCUGGGGUCCAACUAUCAUGGUCUAUUUCAUGGACACACAAAUUUGGUACACGAUAUAUGCUACUAUUAUUGGUGGAAUCUACGGAGUCUUCAGGCAUUUGGGUGAGAUAAGGACACUUGGCAUGCUAAGGUCACGAUUUGAAUCGGUUCCUUUAGCUUUUGUUGAACGCCUUGUGCCUAUGCAAAAAGAUCCUAAAAGAGAUCAUGUGGAAGAUGAUCUAUCUGUGAGAAAGAACAUAGCAAAAUUUUCACAGGUGUGGAACGAAUUCAUACUUUCAAUGCGGAUGGAAGACUUGAUCAGCAACAGUGAGAGAGAUCUGCUUCUUGUACCUUAUACUACAAGUGAUGUUCCAGUUGUCCAGUGGCCACUAUUCAUGCUGGCUAGUAAGAUUCCCAUUGCAUUAGACAUGGCUAAAGAUUUUAAAGGAAAGGAAGAUGCAGACCUGUUCAGGAAGAUCAGCAGCGAUGAUUAUAUGCAGUCAGCAGUGAUAGAAUGCUACCAAACACUUAAGGAAAUAUUAUUUAACCUUUUUGAUGAUGAACGCGAUAAAAAAAUCUUACAGAAUAUAUGCCAUGAAAUAGAAACUAGCAUUCACCAGGGAACGUUUUUGAAUAAAUUUUAUAUGAGCGAAUUGCCUUUACUCAAUGAUAAGUUGGAGAGGUUAUUGGAUCGUCUGCUAGAAGACAAUGUUGGUGAAGCGAAACACACAGCCCAAAUAGUCAAUGUGUGUCAGGAUAUCAUGGAGAUUAUCACAAAAGAUGUUAUGAAAUAUGAGCACGAGAUACUUGAAAAACCUCGCGCUCAUCAUCGUGAUAAUGACAGAAAGGAAAGAUUUGAGCAAAUCAAUGUCGGAUUAACUCAAAUGAAAUCAUGGAAGGAAAAGGUGAUGAGGCUUCGUUUGCUUUUGACUGUCAAGGAAUCCGCAUUUGAUGUGCCUACAAAUUUGGAAGCUCGUAGGCGUAUCACCUUCUUUGUAAACUCCUUAUAUAUUAGAAUGCCUAAUGCUCCAAUUGUUCGUAACAUGCUCUCCUUUAGUGUUUUGACUCCAUACUACAAAGAAGAUGUCCUCUAUUCAAAAGAAGAGCUUCACAAAGAAAAUGAAGAUGGAAUUUCUGUUUUGUUUUACCUCCAGAAGAUAUAUCCAGAUGAAUGGAAUAAUUUUGAAGAGCGGAUUAAUGGUAUAUAUAGAGGGGAUAAAACAGAAGCCAUACGUCAAUGGGCUUCUUAUAGGGGGCAGACUCUUUCCAGAACAGUGAGAGGGAUGAUGUACUACAAGGAAGCUCUCGAACUUCAAUGCUUCCUAGACUAUGCAAAAGACGUUGAGAUUUUUACUGGAUUCCGAACAUUUAACAUGAAUAAACAUCACAUGGAUUUCAAAGAACGUGCAACUGCAAUGGCUGAUUUGAAGUUCACCUAUGUCAUCUCUUGCCAGAUUUAUGGUGCUCAAAAGAAAUCAAGUGAUGAGAGAGAUCAAAGUUGUUAUACUAACAUCUUGAAGCUCAUGCUAACAUAUCCUUCUUUACGAGUUGCUUAUAUAGAUGAAAGAGAGGCUACCAUCAAUGGUAGAUCUCAGAAUGUUUACUACUCUGUUCUAGUCAAAGGCGAGGGUACUUUAGACCAGGAAAUAUAUCGUAUCAAGCUUCCAGGUCAUCCUUCACAAAUCGGUGAAGGAAGACCUGAAAACCAAAACCAUGCGAUUAUUUUUACUCGUGGAGAAGCGCUGCAGACAAUUGACAUGAAUCAGGACAAUUACUUUGAGGAAGCAUUCAAAAUGAGAAAUGUAUUGGAGGAAUUUAAAUUUCAUAAGGAUCGACAUGGCCAACAUAGACCAACAAUAUUGGGGUUGAGAGAACAUAUCUUCACCGGAAGUGUAUCAUCACUAGCUUGGUUCAAUUCCAACCAGCAGACAAGUUUUGUGACAAUUGGCCAAAGGAUUUUAGCAGACCCUCUGAGGGUGCGAUUCCAUUACGGUCACCCAGAUAUAUUUGACAGGAUCUUUCACAUCACAAGGGGUGGCAUAAGUAAAGCUUCAAGAACCAUCAACUUGAGCGACGAUAUAUUUUCAGGUUAUAAUUCCACUCUGCGUGGAGGUUAUGCCACACAUCACGAAUAUAUCCAAGUAGGAAAAGGUCGUGAUGUUGGUAUGAAUCAGAUAUCCCUUUUCGAAGCUAAAGUUGCAAAUGGAAAUGGCGAACAGACACUUAGCCGUGAUGUUUACCGACUUGGUCGCCGUUUUGAUUUUUUGAGAAUGUUAUCAUUCUACUACACCACAGUUGGUUUCUACUUUAGCAGCAUGGUUACUGUGCUUAUUGUUUAUGCAUUUUUAUACGGACAUAUAUAUAUGGUUUUGAGUGGGUUGGAAGGGCAAAUAUUAGAAGAUGAAAGUCUUAGUGGCAACAAAGUCCUAGAAGAAGCUUUAGUCAUCCAAUCUGUUUUUCAGCUCGGUUUACUUCUCAUGCUUCCUAUAGUUAUGGAAAUAAGUCUAGAAAGAGGAUUUCGCACCGCAUUACGCGACUUUAUCAUAAUGCAACUCCAAUUAGCCUCUGUGUUUUUCACUUUCCAGCUUGGAACAAAAGCACAUUACUAUGGAAGAACAAUUCUACAUGGAGGUUCAAAAUAUCGCGCCACGGGCCGUGGUUUGGUCGUCUUCCAUGCAAAAUUUGCAGAUAAUUACAGGUUGUAUUCGCGUAGUCACUUUGUGAAAGGGCUGGAGUUGGCUAUUCUGCUUAUUAUCUAUCAGGCAUAUGGGAACUCAUACCGAAGUUCAAAUCUAUACUUAUUCAUUACGUUCUCGAUAUGGUUCCUGGUUGCUUCAUGGUUGUUAGCUCCUUUUGUGUUCAAUCCUUUGGGAAUUGACUGGCAGAAAACAGUGGAGGAUUGGACGGAUUGGAAAAGGUGGAUAGGGAAUCGUGGUGGGAUUGGAAUUUCACAAGAUAAAAGUUGGGAAUCAUGGUGGGAUGCAGAACAGCAGCAUCUUAAGUACACAAACAUAAGGGGAAGAAUUCUUGAAAUUAUACUUGCGUGUCGGUUCUUCAUUUAUCAGUAUGGACUUGUGUAUCGUCUUAAUAUUGCAGGUGGCAGCACAAGUAUACUGGUUUAUGCGUUUUCAUGGUUGGUCUUGAUAUCUGCUCUUCUGGAAUUUAAGUUGGUGUCAAUGGCCAAACGGUUUGGCACAAAUUUACAGCUCAUGUUCAGGAUCUUAAAGGCCUUUCUCUUCCUUGUCUUCCUUUCUCUCAUGACGGUCUUAUUUAUUGUAUGUGGCCUGACCAUCAGUGACAUAUUUGUUGCCUUCCUUGCCUUUGUGCCAACUGGUUGGGCAAUCAUCUUGAUUGGUCAAGCAUGCAGGCCUUGUGUAAAAUGCAUAGGAUUUUGGGACUCGAUAAUGGAGUUAGGGCGUGCAUACGAAUGCUUGAUGGGAUUGGUGAUAUUUAUGCCAAUUGUCAUACUGUCAUGGUUCCCUUUUGUAUCAGAGUUCCAAACAAAGCUGCUUUUCAAUCAAGCAUUGAGAAGAGGUCUUCAGAUUUCAAUGAUUCUUGCUGGUAAGAAGGACAAGGACAAGACUCAGCCAACUUGAUACGUAAAAUCAGUCGACACCUUGUUAACAAGUCAAAGGAAGUUUUGAAUAUAGAACAUUUCAAUCCAAGAUUUCAAUUCUGCAUAUGUUUUUAUCUGUAUGUAUUCUUCAGAUUCAAAAAAAAUUAAUGUUAAUUGCAAUUACAGUUUAUACUAGUUAUUUUUAAGAGAUCCAAUCUUGAUGAACAUUGUCUGAGAUUACAGUCAUACUUGUUGAAAAAAAAUAUAUUAAUUGAUGACAUUAAAGUUAGCUUCAUCGGUUUAUACAGAUUUGUUCUAAACAA